Molecule: messenger RNA, 1675 nt
Organism: Ornithodoros turicata
Lineage: Eukaryota; Metazoa; Arthropoda; Arachnida; Ixodida; Argasidae
Exons: 6
Coding region: 360-1424 (354 amino acids)
Biological process (GO): pyrimidine nucleotide-sugar transmembrane transport
Cellular component (GO): Golgi membrane
Molecular function (GO): pyrimidine nucleotide-sugar transmembrane transporter activity
Source: RefSeq, a predicted model, not a curated record
AAUACGGCGCGACUGCUCUGUGCGCUAAACCAAUGAUGCACAUACAAAAUCAACAGAGACGCUCAACGCUCGUGAGCGCCGUACUCCCUGCCAGCUGCCCUGUUCUGCCCUGACGACUUUUAGUUUGAAGCCGCUGUCGUGGCUGUGCCACAGCGUUGGAGCCAUGCCCCACCUCUAACUGCCGUGCCCGUGUCCACGAAUGCUGCUGCUCUCGUCAAAUGAGAACUGACGCUUAGCUGACCACGUUUUAUCCCGAUGACAGGUGUAUUGAACCCUUCCUGUGCGUCUGCCGACAAAGGAGACCGUGGGGAAGGCCAUAAACCCUGUCCACAUUCCGGUGUUGGCAUGAAGUAUAACAAAUGCACGAAGACAAUGUCUUAGUGUCAUUUCCUGAUGACGGGCAAGAAUUCCUUCUUCCCGAAGCAGAUAGUCCUCCCGUGAAAGGUGUGUGUCAGGUAGCGAAAGCGUCAUGUAUGACACGCUCGUCAAUGUCUCUGCGCUUCCUACUGGCUACCAGUGUGACUUUCAUCGUUUCGGACUUGUGCAAGGUGAUGUCCAGCUACGCUCUCCGCUACUAUAAUCAUGACCGGUACCCCGUGGACCAGACGAUCCUGGUGGCUCUUACGGAGGGUUCAAAAGGAGUAGUUUGCUUCGCAGUCCACCGCUGGCUGAGUGAGAGUUGGGACAUGCGGCUCUCCGUCAAGUUUCUCGUCCCUUCUGUCAUUUACGCGUUCACCAACAACAUAUUCUUCUACGCCUUAAACUACGUCACUCCUGCUGUUUGGAUCAUUCUGGUGCAAAGCAAGGUGCUGCUCACACUGCUGGCCUACAAAUUCUAUUUCAGAAAAGACAUUACCUGUGCCCAGUGGACAGCAGGCUUACUAAUCAUUAUAGCUGUCUCUGGAAGCCAGUUGGAUGACAUUUUGCGCGGGAACAUCAAAGGACAACUCACAGCCAUUCUUCUAGGCCUACUCAACAGUCUGCUCUCAACGAUAGCUUCGGUUUACACAGAGUUCCUAUUUAAGAAUGAUACUCGAACCAUGUGGGAACAACAAGUCCAAAUCUACUCGGGUGGCGCAGUCUUUGCGGCACUGGCGGGGGUUGCUGUUCAGAAGACAACUACUGGAUCAUCUGUAGAGACAAUGUCGUCACUAACCGCAUCGCUUCUUGCCGCAAUAAUUGUUACGGCCACCAUCCAUGGGAUAAUGACAGCUGUCGUCGUGAAGUCACUCGACAACAUUGUCAAGUACCAGCUGUCUGCAACCUGCAAUGUCCUCAAUUGCAUAAUUUGUGCAUCACUUUUUCCGGACCGUUUUCAUUUCACCUCUUUCUACGUAUUAAGUUUUCUCAUAUUACUCCUCGCUAUCUACCUCUAUGAGAGGCAAAAGUUUGAACUCCCAAAAAUGUGUCAGGGAGCAUUAUAGCACUGCAGUAAUGUCAAUAUUAGCUACUGUUAAUGACACGUAAAACCUUUCAGGGCUUUGCUUGGUUUGGCGUUGCUCUCCUACGUGUUACUACGUGUAUCAUUCUGAUCUUAGUAUGUGUAUUGCAGCUCCCAAAUAUGUAUAGAUAUGUGUGUACUCAUGCGCAUUAUUACUUGCGCUUGUGUUUUGGAACGCUGUAUUAAAGUUGUAAAAUUGCGAGUAAAAACUGUGAAGUUAUCACAUAAAUCAAU